AUGGGCACUGCGGAGGAGACGGCGAAAGCCAUCUGGGAGGAGAACGGCUCAGGCUAUAUGGGCCUCAACAUCAUCCGAGCAUCUUGGUGGGGUAAAACCUGGCAAGAUGAGCGAAAAAAGGAAAGACAAUCGAUGAGAAUCGUGAUCGACAAUGCGAAGAUCGCAAACCGACUUAUCGACAACGCUCUCGGUCUAAGAGCCAUCCGCAUAAAAGUUAGAAGAUUCCAACCUGCAAGGGGGCCCCGGAGAUCUUACUACUUCUAUAAGGAAGAGUCACCCGAGAGCUCCCAGGCCAUUCCAUCGUCACAGAACGAGGAGGAAAUGGAAGUUGAGGAGGAGGAGAGAGGGAGUAAGAGGAAGGCAGAGGGUACGGGCCCGAAGCCAAAAGGGCGACCAUUCGGAGCCCUCAACAAGUCGGACUUUCACUUUGGCAUGCCCCAAGGGGAAAGCCCUUUCCACAUUGCGAAGGAAAGCGCCAAAGGAAACACUCCGACGCAGGAACAAUCCCAGCCCGAAAGCCAAAUGGUAGGAAGGGUAGGGAGCAUCGAUGAAGAGGAACUAUGA
Messenger RNA from Capronia epimyces CBS 606.96, 564 nucleotides. RefSeq lists its product as uncharacterized. The transcript has a single exon. NCBI's taxonomy places the organism in Eukaryota, Fungi, Ascomycota, Eurotiomycetes, Chaetothyriales, Herpotrichiellaceae. The record is from RefSeq and is a predicted model, not a curated record. Bases 1 to 564 code for a protein of 187 amino acids.